AAUGAGUUUGUAAGUAUUAUUUAGCAAUACUUCAUAAGAGUACUUGGAGUUUAUUUGAGCCUCCUUUUUUCUUAUGUAUUAUGUACUACUACAAUUCUCUGUAUUUGUUCUAGGUAGAGUUGGAGUUAAAACUUGGUGUCAAACUAACCAAUUUUUCAUUUAAUGGCCGUUUUUGGCAUGAACAUCACAUUCUGCACAAAUAAUAAUCGAUGGACAACUGAAAACUGUAAUUUACUUCUAAUUAUGCUCACACUUAUAAAUGUGUGUAUUGUCAUCGAGGAGCGGGCUGGGAGUUCAUUAGCUGAAUUAGAUAUGUACAUUAAAUAUACUUUUCAACAUUUCCUCACAAAAUAUUUUGACGGCGUGUAGUGGACACAUCCCUCUGUGCAUUAAUCUGCAACUGGACAACAGGCAUCACAUGCUGGUUUCCUUUCUGCCUUGAUUCUUGUGUGUAUACAUUCUUAAAUGAUGCUCACAUUUUGUCAUUCUCUUUCAGGAUCACUUUCCCAUAGCCAGCCUUCGGCCGUACUUCUGCAGGGUCCAAAUGAGCUGGUGUGCCUGGCUUACAGAUUCGGCCCUGCCUCCAUCAAUAUCAACUGGCUUCUCGAUGGCACCACACAGCUCAGGAGUUACAAUACUAGUGAACUUCACUGAGGUCCAAAGGGAAAGUUCGGCAUCCAAAGCCGACUCCCUCUUUCCCGCCACGAAUGGCUACCUGGGCAGAUAAACCAUUGUAACGAACGGAACAUGUCCAAACCAGAACCUUGGAGCAUCAUGAGUUCGGGACAGGCCUGUAUCUUCCUCAGGCGUGGCAACAGAAGACAGCAAAGACAACUGACCAAUGAGGAAAUAGAAGAGUUACGGGAGGCUUUUGAGGAGUUUGAUAAGGACAAAGAUGGCUUCAUAAGCUGUAAGGACCUGGGCAACCUUAUGAGAACUAUGGGCUACAUGCCAACCGAAAUGGAACUCAUAGAACUGGGCCAGAACAUCAACAUGAACUUGGGAGGAAGAGUAGACUUUGAAGAUUUUGUGGAACUGAUGACCCCCAAGCUUCUGGCAGAAACGUCAGGGAUGAUCGGGCUGAAAGAACUGAAAGAUGCAUUUAAAGAGUUUGACUUAGAUGGUGACGGCAGCAUCACCACUGAAGAACUGCGCCAUGCGAUGACCAAGUUACUGGGCGAGCAGACCACCAAGACCGAGAUCGAACAGGUGGUCCGGGAGGCGGACAAAAAUGGAGAUGGCACAGUUGACUUUGAGGAGUUUGUUAAAAUGAUGUCCCGUUAACGGCACCAUGAAGAAAUCCUGGAAGUGUGACAGAGGAAAGGAAGUCUUUUAGUACUUUCCCUACUAAAUAUCAACAUCUUGGACUAUUUUUAACUGCUGACUUUUUUUAAAUGCUUACCAGAAAUGAUUUAUUUUGUUUAAUUUAUUUAUAAUAUUUGCCAUUUGUUGCUACGUAAGAAAAGAAGUAGCACAAUAUUUUACAUGUAAAUGUCUGCAAUGUAUUUGUAUUCUUGGACUUAAAACCUAAAACAUAAAUAUUAUUUUACUUGUUGUGUUUGUUUGUCUACUUUAUAUAUCAAGACAGUCCUAGCACAGAGUUAUGCAGUGACAAUGGCCUCGGAGAACCAGACCUUAAGUUAAAUAUUUGAUCUUUGACACAGUUUUUAUGAAGAAUGGAUUAUCAAUAUCCAAGGUCCUUGACAUCUUCUUCGGCAGUCAGUCUCUUGCAGCUGCUUUGCACUGAAAAAUAUGCUGUUGAAUUAUAUAUCUUCACAAAUAAUCCAAUUGUUAAUAACUUAUGAACUGGUUGUGGGAGGCAACUGGACCUAUGCAUUCACUUGUUGUUGUUGUUGUUGUUGUUGUUGUUGAUGUUGUAAUCUCUCUUAACUAAUCCUGUCUCACCACGCUUAACGUGGUCAGGGCUAUCCAAUAGGAAAAAAGAUUUCAGCAUUUACACUGACAUGUAUAUUGUUUCCUAUAGAAUUGACAUAUUUAGUAAGAUUUGUAACACUGAACCCAUAUAACACAAGUUCAUGUUUUGAAACCAUUGGCAAUUGCAUAAGACAACCAAAUUAUUUGGUGUGUGUGUGUGUCUGGUGUAUGUAUAUGAAGGCAUACAUUUUGUAUGCAUGUAUAUGUCUGGAUUAAUCUGUCUUUAUGCCGUGGAUUAGUUGAGUCCAUCUAAUCCUGAUGACAUGAGCAGAUGGCAGACAAGGAAGCUUUCAUGUACUAAAUUAAUCUAAUGUUACUCUGCAACUGAAAAAGGUUAAUGGAGAGAAUCUUUUAGAACAAAGUGCAUUUAGGUCAAUUCUUCCAAGUCCCUCAUUGUACUUGAGAUCUGUGCUGUGCUGAGGAUUCUGCUUAUCCCUAUCAUGAGUGAAAUUGUGGAAGAUAAAUAGUCUUCUAAAAAUAAAUUUCAACAACAUCUCCUUUGCAUUGUGCAAA
This is a messenger RNA of Gadus macrocephalus (Pacific cod), 2448 nucleotides long. It is a transcript of the gene cabp5b, whose product is annotated as calcium binding protein 5b. Gene Ontology annotation, molecular function: calcium ion binding. The record is from RefSeq and is a predicted model, not a curated record. Lineage: Eukaryota; Metazoa; Chordata; Actinopteri; Gadiformes; Gadidae. The transcript has 7 exons. The coding region runs from base 748 to 1284 and encodes 178 amino acids.